Molecule: messenger RNA, 1779 nt
Organism: Durotheca rogersii
Lineage: Eukaryota; Fungi; Ascomycota; Sordariomycetes; Xylariales; Xylariaceae
Exons: 1
Coding region: 1-1779 (592 amino acids)
Source: RefSeq, a predicted model, not a curated record
AUGUCUGAUUGGGACUUGUCAGAGAUGGAUGAGGAGGAGGAAGGAGAGGAGGAGGACUCGACGCCGCGUCCCCCGUUGAUUGUAAUCAAGCCGCGCCCGCCGCAAGCAACGAACACGGCACUAUCGUCAUUGGCAUGGCUUGGGAACGAGACCAUGUUAAUGGUCGUCGGCCUCCUACACGACACAUGCCCCCGCUCCGUAAGCUCUCUCGCCCUGGUGUCUUCCCACUACCAUCAUCUUGCCCGGUACACUCAACAUCGAGAGGUCGUCCUGGACAACACGACCCGCCGUAAAUCCAAUCACUCGCUCGAUAAACUAGAAUUCAUCGAGAAGAGCGGCAUCGCCGCUGCUGUUCGGCGGCUGGAGGUCCGUAAUGGCGGCAGCGACGCGUUUGAAUCCAAGCUUUGCCGUCUUCUCCCCAAGAUGACCGGUCUUACCGAUCUGACAUGGCUGGCCACCGGCGUGCCGCUGCCAGUGCUGGAGAUUCUGAAAGGCAGACCCUCGGUCCGUCUUCAUACCAUGUUUUUCCGCUUGUCCCCAAGCGACGACAAUGCGGUGGAUGUGAUUGAGCGCUUAGAAGGGAAUGAGAAUCUCGUAUCCCUCAGAGCGAUUAUCAAUUACGUUAGGGCAGCCCAGUGCGUGCGGUUUAUCAAGCCGGUGAAGCGCGUCAUCUUGUCCUGUCCCAAUCUUCGCAAGCUGGAACUUGACGUCAGCUUACCGCGAAGUGGAUGCGUCGUCUAUGGCCUGCCAGCAGAGUACUGUGGCUUCGGUUUCGUGGACGGGGAACGCCCGCCUGCGCUAGAGGAGCUCGAGUUAGGCGACUAUCCUUUCGGUUCCCGGGCGCCAGACUAUCCGUCAAUCAACUCUUACAUCAGUUUCAACCAGGGCUACCCCCUCGAAGAGACCGAAAAGGACUAUUGGGCCAACGUGUUCGACUGGUCGCGGCUUAAGAGACUCGCGACAUACGAUAUCCACUUUGCCUUGAAAAUCGUGCACCAACUAACCUCCCUUAAGGAGUUCUGCUGCAUCUGGGAUCACGGCCCUGUAAAGACCUUCUACCAGCAGGUCCCAAGCUCUUUGGAGACGAUAUAUGUCGCAAGGUGCGAGACUAUCGGCUUAGAAAACCUGCUGAGACACGGAAGCAGCCUGAAGAAGCUCACGAUACAUAAACAAGAAGACUAUGGGGGCGGUUGGCAACAGGGAACCGUCGACGCCAAGACGUUAGCCAAGAUCCGCGAUGGGUGCCCUCACAUAGAAGAGAUGACCUUGGACAUUCCUCGCAAGAAGAAUUGGCCCUACGAAGUCCUCGACAUCCUCGCGACAUUCCCUCGCCUUCGGAACCUGAAGAUCUGGUUCGAGCUCGGGAUCGGGGACAAGGACAACCUCGUGAAGCCUUACGUCCGCUUCUCGGAGAUCGAAGGGUUCUUCAACCGGUUGCGCGCGAGCGCGCCCCGGGGCACGGUCGGGAUCCGGAAGCUGGAGGUCGCAUCGGGGUCGCCGCCCGACGUGGGUCACGGCCUCCUGUCCAGCCACGCCUUCUGGCCGCAACACAACUCAACCAACUUCGUCUGCGUGCCGGCCGACCGGGAAGACGAAGCUGCCCGGGGAAUCUGCGUCGUCCGCUGCACGCUACUCAACGAGCGGCAGAACGAGUUUCUGCGCAAGGCGAGACCCGGCGUGAAGUAUCGUAAUUACCCCUUCUCCGGCCACGAUGAGGAGAGGUUUCUCGUCGCCCGUGAUGGGCCAAAGUCUUGGAGCGAAUGGAAGCCCCAUUACUAG